Juglans microcarpa x Juglans regia is the source of this 1302-nucleotide messenger RNA. RefSeq lists its product as uncharacterized. The transcript is spliced from 7 exons. NCBI's taxonomy places the organism in Eukaryota, Viridiplantae, Streptophyta, Magnoliopsida, Fagales, Juglandaceae. Bases 226 to 1158 code for a protein of 310 amino acids. The record is from RefSeq and is a predicted model, not a curated record. Gene Ontology annotation, molecular function: 3'-5'-RNA exonuclease activity.
GGCAGGUUCUCAGUUCAGACAUGAUUGAGGUUCGAGUCUCUCUCUCGGCUCUCACUUCAAAAUUGCACUCUGCACCAUUCAAUCUUCUGUUGGAGGCAGAAACGGAUAUGCAUAAAGUUGUUCACUUUGCUCUUUCCUCUUUGUGGAGCAUUAUUUGAAUGAUGAUCAUGUAGCAAAAAAGGAAGUAUAGGAAGAGAUAAAGACAGAUUUGAAAAAAAAAAAAAAAUGAGUGUUUCCUUAACAGUGAUGACCUUCAACCUACACGAAGAUCAGCCACCAGACAGUCUUAAUUCAUGGGAAAAGAGGAGGGAUUUGUGUCUCAGCGUCAUCACCAGCUACUCCCCAAUGAUCCUCUGUACCCAACAAGGAGUGAAAUCCCAAUUGGAUUACCUUCAGCAGGGCUUGCCAGGUUAUGAUCAAUUUGGAAUAUCUAGGAAAGGAUCCCAAGAUACUUCAGAUGAACACUGCACCAUCUUCUAUGACAAGGAGAAGGUAGAGCUGGUAGAAGGUGGAACUUUUUGGUUGUCAGAGUCGCCUUCUGUCCCUGGAAGCAUGUCGUGGGGCUCUGUUGUUCCAUGUAUUGCAACAUGGGUGACAUUCCAACUGAAAGGAGUUGAGCCACCAGGGUUUUCAUUUCAGAUAGUCAACACAAACAUCGAUGAGUUUAGUCCUCGUGCUCGUAGACGAAGUGCUUUACUUACAUGGCAGCACAUUGCAUCCCUACCUCCUAGCUUACCUGUAGUAUACUGUGGAGGUUUCAACACACAAAAGGAAUCAACUACGGGGCGUUUUCUUCUUGGGAGAUCAAGAGAGCAUGGUGUGGUAGGGGAUAUGAGGGAUGUGUGGCCCAAUGCCCGUGUGAGGAAAAAUGUUUCUCUCAUACGCACUUACCAUGGAUUCAAAGGUGACAAACAGGGAACCCUUGAAUACCUCAAAUUGAUUUUCAGAGCUCUCUGCCUUUGCUGGGAUCGCCAAACUCAGGAUCUACACGUAGAUUGGAUUCUCUUCAGGGGUAGAUCUCUAAUUCCCGUUUCUUGUGAAGUGGUGAAUGAUAACAUUGAUGGGUACUAUCCAUCAUCUCACUAUCCCAUAUUUGCUGAGUUCAUGCUUCCUCGUACCGUGAGAAUGCCAGAACCACCCACUCAAGAGGAAAACUAAAAUGCUAGUUGUUUUGAGUCCUAUCCCUUGCCUUCUACUUAGAGCGCCAAGGACAACUGAUUCUUGCCAAGAUCAGAUAGCCAUUUUGAGCACUUUUUGUUGGUUAUGUUGGAUCUUCAACUAAUUUUUGAGGUGCUUUGAGAA